Hypoxylon trugodes is the source of this 3103-nucleotide messenger RNA. RefSeq names its product WD40 repeat-like protein. NCBI's taxonomy places the organism in Eukaryota, Fungi, Ascomycota, Sordariomycetes, Xylariales, Hypoxylaceae. Gene Ontology annotation, molecular function: ubiquitin binding. Bases 1 to 2970 code for a protein of 989 amino acids. Gene Ontology annotation, biological process: protein deubiquitination; double-strand break repair via homologous recombination. The record is from RefSeq and is a predicted model, not a curated record. The transcript has 6 exons.
AUGGCGAAAAAGGCGCGUCAAAGGAUAAGCUAUGUUCUUGAACUUGACCAUUCCUCCUCGGGUGGUCAUAGGCUCGGUGUAAACGGGCUUGCCGUUGACCGAGACAAUGCCAUCCUUUAUUCCGGCGGAAGAGAUGGAGUCAUCUGCGCUUGGGACCUGAACCUCGAUUUAAAUUACCAUUCCGAAUUUGACCGUUCGUCCACCCAAGAUGCGAAACCCACGAAAUUCCGCGCUUCCACCCAGGCUCACACACAUUGGGUCAACGAUAUCGUUCUCGCCGCCAAUAACACCGCUCUCGUCUCCGCAUCCUCCGACCUAACCGUAAAGGUAUGGCGACCCGAAUUAGGCGACACCGAACCCCACACCAUCGGCCAACACGCCGACUACGUAAAAUGCGUCGCGACACCCAGCUCCGCAGACUGGGUUGCCUCCGGCGGUCUCGACCGAAAGAUAUACCUCUGGGACCUCAACGGGAAGGGAAAAUCGCUAGAAAUCGACGUUAAGGGCGACGAUGUUAGCGAAAAAGCCUCCGUAUACGCCAUGAGCGUCGGUCGUAAUAUUCUCGCCAGUGGAGGUCCAGAGUCAAUCGUGCGGCUAUGGGAUCCGAGGUCGGGCGGGAGGAUUACCAAAUUAGUUGGUCAUACGGAUAAUAUCCGCGCGAUAUUGAUGAAUGAGGCUGGUGAUACUGUUAUGACUGCUAGUUCUGACCAGACUGUCAAAGUAUGGAGCGUCGCCGCUGGUAGGUGUAUGCAUACGCUCACUAUGCACAAUGAUAGUGUCUGGUCGCUCUUCUCUGAAGAUCCUGAGCUCGGCGUUUUUUAUAGCAGCGAUCGAUCUGGUCUUAUUGUCAAGACGGAUACCAGAGGAACCGUGGAGAUGGACGAAGGCUUGUCCGUUGCCGUAGCCCAGGAACAUGACGGCGCUAAUAAGGUGGUGGCCUGCGGGGAUUAUAUAUGGACUGCUACAUCAAGCUCUUCCAUCAACAGGUGGACAAAUGUCGAAACUGGCCCCAGCGCUCAACUCCCGGAACCCUUUAGGCAUUUGAGGGCGAGUAGCCCAGUUUCGCGAUCUCGAAAACCAUCUGCCGCAUCUGUCGACGAAGCAGGGAAGAACGAGAUCCCUACAAAAUCUAUAUUACGGAUAUCAAAUACUGCUAUUUUCCCACCAGAACUUAAUGGCGCUUCGGAAUCGAAUAUGACACUCGGCUUACCCUCUAGGAAAGGCUCCGAGAUCAUUGCCGAUCCUGUUGUUCCUACUAUUGAGCCCAUACACCAUUUACCGGAAGAAACGAUUGAGGGCCAGAACGGACUGGUGAAACAUAAGCUUCUAAAUGAUAGACGGCGUGUUUUGACUUUAGAUACCGCAGGUGAUGUAUUAUUAUGGGAUCUCAUUAGAUGCGAAGUAAUCCAGAGAUUUGGGAAGAAACAUUUAGAGGAUGUUGAACCGGAAGUCAAUACUCUAGAAGCAGUUGCUCCUUGGUGUUCGAUCGAAACGAGUUCUGGAAACUUGACGGUCAUAUUAGAGCCUUUCAAUUGUUUUGACGCGGAGAUGUACGCCGAUGAAUUAGUUCUAGCGGAGCCGGUUGAAUUCCGUGAAGAUCAGAGAAUAAAUCUUGGUAGAUGGAUUCUUCGAUAUUUAUUUGCGAAAUUAAUCGACGAGGAAAUCAAACGGGACGAGCUUCAUAGACUAAAACUAAAUGAGGUUGUAGAGAAGCGACAAGCAGCCCAGAUAAGGCCGCCGGUAUCGAUCACUAUACCUACUUCAAACCCCCAAGGCUGGGGGUCCAGCGACUCUCCGGUGGCAACUCCAAGAGCGAACGGUGCCAAUUAUCCACUAACUCCUGGGUUAGCGAUAGGCGUAGCUACCCCUGCUCCUAAUUUACUGGGAGUUUCUGAGGGUCUGGCUACACCCACCAGCCCUCUCGAUAAACCAUCUCAUCAUCCAAACCGACCAUCUGGUGAAGACUACUUCUCUAGUGGUAUCAGUUCAGCGGAUGCCCCGGCAAGGCCAGCCACGACCCCGGCAGCUGCAGAUCAAGCACCUGCUAAGGAAGAGACACCAAAGUCUCCAGUAGAUACAAAAGAUAAAGAUAAAGAGGCAGCUAAGUCUCCAAGUACACCAUUUGGAAAGAAAUUUCGAAUGGGAAUGUCUUUUGGUACGAAGAAGGGGAGGUCAGCGUCGACUAAUAUCGAGAAACCUACUACUUCGGAGGACAAAACGGAAGAGAAUAAAUCGGAAUCAUCGUCGAAUCACGAAAAGGAAAUAGACGACAAUUUUCGCGGUGUCAUCCAAAAGAUGCAUAACGAAUACGAGAAGCAAUUGGUGGACACUCCGGACAAACUUGUCGAAACGAAGAUAACACCGGCUCUACCAAUCGAUGCACCAGUUCUAAAACUGCCACCUGGGACGAAAGUCAUUAUUCAGGAAGAAACAUCUGGUGGAAGUGCCAACUUGUAUAGAGGCACGGUGAUGAGCGUUGGUGUUGACGCCGAUAUUAUCGAAGAGAAAGCACCGAUGUGGUUGGGAGAAGUUUUGCUUACGAACAUGAUUCCACAGAAAGAGCCUGUCAAGGUCUCAUUUGUGUUACAUCCUUGGAAAGAUUCAUUACCGAGCAUUGCGACGGCGGAUGGGAAUAGCCGUCUCAACGCUAAUAGGAUGCUAAGAGUAAAGAAAAUUCUAGCUUAUGUGGCUGAGAGGAUUGAUCCACAGACCGAAGAACCUCAGCCGGGAGCUUUGAAACCUGAGGAGUAUUUGGAAUUAUAUUGCAACGAACAGUUAUUACCGAUUACUAUGAGCCUUGCAACUUUACGAGCUCAUGUAUGGAAAGGUGGCAGCGAUGUUGUCCUAUACUAUAAAGCGAAUGGCCGGAAGGAAAUCCCGAAAGAACUCCCACAGCCGACACUCGACGAUCCUGCAGUUUCUGAUCCCGGUGGUCAGCAAACAAUACCGCCAAUAGCUACUGUAAGUUGAUACGGUUGGAAUUGGAGUUGUAUGACUAGGAGAGAGGGUAUCAUCCAUUCGUCUAUAUCUAAAAGGGGUAUUCUACUAUCUAUUGUACAUACUCUCCCGUUAAGCUACCCUUCAAACGUAGCUUUGAGCGUAU